Messenger RNA from Stegostoma tigrinum, 5307 nucleotides. RefSeq lists its product as uncharacterized. Bases 601 to 4827 code for a protein of 1408 amino acids. NCBI's taxonomy places the organism in Eukaryota, Metazoa, Chordata, Chondrichthyes, Orectolobiformes, Stegostomatidae. The transcript has 24 exons. The record is from RefSeq and is a predicted model, not a curated record.
UGUCUCCUAAAACCUGUUUGUUCUUUCCCGUCUGGCUGCUUCCAAGGCAACCAACAACAGAACUCAGAGCCAGAGGCACAGACUGUGAGCUGUCAGCAGCCUGCAGACCCUGAUUCCCGGCUUUCCCUCUUCCCUCCUUCUGCCAGGGCUCAGUGAUCACUGAGAUCUCGGGAUCGACCAGGAUCUGGGAUCCGCGGUGACCAAGUGACCCACUGGAAAACCGUUCCAGCAGGAUUGUGCUUCAGGCGGGCUGGGGAGUCGACUGAGCCGUUGGAUCCGCUCUGAUUCCGUUCCACCCGGAACAGGGAUCCGCCGAGGCGCUGCAGUUAGCGAUCCAUCGGGACCCUGCUGCGCCAAGAUCGAGGCAUCCAGUCGGGUGAUGCGUCUUGCGAGUUGGGGAUCCGCUGGGAUUCCGUUCCACCGGGGAGAGGGAUCCACCGAGGUGCAACUGCGUUAGAAUUAGGGGGAUCCCUUGGCAGGAUUCUGAUCCACCAGGAUGCUGAUCCACUGGGAUUCGACUGCUCCUUCCUGUCACACGCAGGGGGUUUUACAGAGGGCAAUGUAAAUCAAAGGGCAAGGGAGGUUAGGGAGCGAGCAGGAAUGUGGAACUUCUCCUUACUGAGCCGUGGCUGUGGAGAGCUGGUGAACAGGAAACACGAGCGAUUGGACGUUUAUUUUGAAGCACAGGAUUAUUUUAACUGGAAGUCCCCGAGGAAUUCCACCUUCGUGUCUUUGAAACUGUGUGAUUCUGAAGGCUUCCUACACCAUGACAGCCAGCCAGUGCCUCCCAAAACUUUCAGCACACGUCGCGGAGCCCUGGUACUCUACUCUGAGGACCUGGCACUGCAAUCCUGGCAGCACCAGCGCAACGUGAAGUGGCAGCGCAGAGUGAGGGUUCGGCUCAGCACUCUCCAGGAUCUGGCCAGGGCAGUCCUUGCCUACGGGCAGAGAGAGAAUGGCACAGGUCCUAUGCAAGUGGAGCCCUAUCUGCAUUUCCUCAUUGGGCACAGGAAUCACCCGGGAAACCGUAAAAUCCGACCUGGCUACUCGGCCAAGCGAUAUCUUGCCUGCCUGGCUGAGACCUGCAACCUCACUCUCCUGCAUCGGCUGCAGCGCUCAGAUUGCACCAACAAACUGAACUGGCUGCAAGGGCUAUCUAUGGACUCCCUCCUUCAGCAGGAGACUAAAUGUGAUAUGUCCAAAGCACCCAGACCUUAUCGUGCCAUUCCCUGCCUCCCUGUUGCUGACCUGUACCAGAGCUGGCCAUGUUUAGAGGAAGAGGAGGAGGAGCAUGGAGAGGAGAUAAUCGAUGACACAGAUGAGUGCUGCCCCAUCACUGAUAAUGAGAUCAGAGGAAUGCAAUCUGACAGCUCAAGGCCUGGUGUGGCAGAGAGACUGACAAAUAGGGAGAGAGGAGCAGAGGGUUCAGAUCCUCAGGAGACCAGUCUUUAUGUUCUGGUCACUCUUCCCGCCAGGGACCUGGAGCUGAUCACAGAGGAGGCUGACCAGGUGCAGGCCACUCAGCAAGUGUCCGACAAGCCUCCACCCAGUUUCCUAAACAGACGACAACCUGCCGAAGCGGAGGACCAACGCCACAGCGACAGCCUCCUGGGACAGCCGACCAUCGAUUCCUCCCAGCUGUGCUGUCAGAAAUCCCGAGCAACUUACUAUGGAGGGCCGCUAGCUGGGGUCAGGAGAGUGAAAAGCCGACCCGGUGACCAGUAUGGUUCGAGGCACCAUGUGCAGCCUCCUGCCUUUGUGAGUGGGCAAACAAAGCUUCCACCUAUUGGCUCGGAGACUGCGGCAGGACUUCAACCAAAACAAGAAGAAGGUAGUAGCAAGUUGGGGAGGUGGAAAUGGCCCCAGAUUCGGAGGAGGUCAGUAGCAGCAGAAAGGCACGCUGGGAGGCAAAGAAAAGGAUCAAUCCCUGAAGCAGCACGGUACUCACGGAGACUGGCUCUACCUCCACUUACGGAUCUCAGGCCUCAAAGGGAGAAGGGAGAGGAUAUCCACAAUGAGGCAACAGGAAAGUUGGAAGCCCCUGAUUCUACAGAAACUUCCACAAUGGAGGGACUGGAUGAGUUCACGCAGAUCAACGAGGAAUACCCAGUCAGUACAGAGGACAGAUCCAGUCAGAAUGGAGGGAAGGCUGGAAUUUCAGAGAAAACUAGCCAGAAAGAGAGUGAGGAAAGACAGCUCGAGUUCAUCAGGAUCAGGAUUGAAGAAAAUGGGAAUCUGUUGGGAGAAAUGAAAGGAAUGUCAGAAGCCCCUGAUUCUAUGGAAAAUUCCAAAAUGGAGGUACUGUAUCAGUCUACACAGAUCAAUGAGGAGUAUCCAAUCAUCACAGAGGAGAGGUCUGGCUGGAAUGGAGGGAAUGUUGGAAUUUCAGAAAAAAACAGCCAGCGGGAAAGAGAAGUUGAAUCCAUUGGGAUCCGGAUUCAGGAAGAUGAAAAUCUGCUUGAAGGGGGUACCAAUCAAAGUCAGAAACCUGGGCGAACGCUACAGCUGCUGCCUCCGAUUCACGAGACAAGAGGCCCAGUGGGAAAGCGGAGGAGUAAGCCAGACCUCAGGCACAAAGCCAGGAGAACCAAGUCUUCAUUAGGUGCUGUUCGUGGCACUGUACCGAAGGAGCUGAAAGACAUUCACAAGGACAUUUCAGUGGGCAGCCUCCUCAUGGCUCCAGAUGGUGAGAUUGUGCACCUUUCCUGGUUGGGACCUUUCCAAAGCCCAAGCAGCAACCUAAUGAUCAGCUUCCCUCAACAGCAAGGGCAUUUUCUACCUGAGAGUGUUGUGAGUGGCAAGGAAGCCAGACUAAUAACUAACCAGGAACCAGAAGGCGAGGUAGUGAAUACCAAACACCUUGAAGAUUUUCACAUAGAGACAGGUGAUGACAUUGUUUACAAGAGCAACAGAGAGUCUGGUCAGGCCCCAGGGUCGUACAAGAGGUCAAAGCGAAGGCAUGCUAGGAAGGCUUUCAGACAAGGAGGCCAGAGACGGACUGACCCUGGUGGGGAUUCAUCAGUAGGAACAUCAGAGAGCAGAUCAUCCAGACGUGGGGUCAACAGCCAACUCCCAGAAGCCCCUGCCAGCUUGCAGGAGGAUAUGUUGGAUGAAAAUGGACAUUUGAAUCCUCCUGGUUCCCACCGAAACCCGGUCUUUGACUCGUUUCUGGAGGGGGAGGUAAUGCGGAACAGGAAACAUGCUGCACUUGGCACCGGCUACGAAAGCUCGACAGUGAUCCCUUCCCUGACAGGCUGGUCUGAACUGGAAACCAGCAGCCCAUCAGCAGCUGAGGAGCUGGAGGCAAUGUGUGGUCUCCACACAGUUGAUGAUGGACAUUCCCCCAGUCACCAUAGGAGUCGUCGUCUUCUGGCAAAGGAUGGUCACAUGGUUGCAGGGGAUUCGGAGACAGAAGCUGAAGACCAAGAGGCUGAAUUACGGAAUGAUCUUGGCAAGGGAAGCACUGGAAUCAAGGCUAAGAAAAAGAGCAAAAGAAAUAAAGGACAGAAAAGUCCCAACCAGGAUCCAAAUGCCAAGGACGGCAACUUGGUGCCCAGCAGCUCUGAAGGGCUGAAGACCCCACAGGAACCAAGUCAUAAAACAGGCCUGAGGAGUUCACUAGUGUCGAACCAGGCGUUGGGGCUGAACGAACCAUUAGAGUCAAGGAACCCAGUGGGUCAAGACCAAGAAUCCGGGUCAAAAGUACCACCAGGCCCAAGGGGUUCACUGGGUUCAUUCCCGAGCUCGGGGCUUAACAAUGAGAGGACCAGGAACAAUGGACGUGCAGAAUUUGUUGUAGGGAGACCCAGAGAGAAGAGAGCCCAGCAACAGCAAUACUCGUCCCGAGCGAAGCAGAAGGAAUCUUCCAAACCAGUGAUGAGGAGGACAGUGACAGGUGAUGGUGAAGAGGAGGAUGCAGAGCACAGUUCUGAGGAAGGAGGAUCCCUGCACUCAAUAAGGACAAGGAACACUCCAAUAUCAGGGUCAACAGUCACUGCCUUCACUGCUGACCAGGAUCCAAACUCUCACUUCAACAACACCACAGUGAGAGAUCAAGUGAAGGAUCAGGAAGACUCCGACUACUCACAGGAGAACACACAUUUACCAGAGUCAAAGCACCUCAGGAGGUCAGGGAGCAGCAGGGUGAAGGGUGGAGACCGCCCCCAGAGACGGCAGGAGAUGGAGCGGCGAAUUCAGCAGGAGCUGGAUGACAACCAGAGACGGAAAGAGCAGGAGAUCAGGAAACAAAGGCAACAACACGAGCGUGAGAUAACGCAGCAGCUCGAAGCUGAACACAGCCGGCAAGAACAGGAGCAGCGGGAACAACGACGGCAACAUCGGCAGCAGGAGGAAUAUCGUAGGAAAGUGCAGGAAAUGCAGCAGAGGAAGGAGAGGAGCCUGGCAGAGAGAGCAGAGGAGGCAAAGAGACUUCAGAGAGAGCGUCAGAAAGAGCAAGAAGAGGAGGAGGAGCUUCUGAAGGCAAUGGAUGAAACACAGAGAACGGAAUACCUGAGACUGAAGCAGAUUAAGGAAGAGAGAGAGAAGAAGGAGAUGGAGGAACAGCGCAGGGAGGAAGAGGAAAGAAGCAAGUUUCUGAUGCAGGAAGCAAUGCAAGAAGCAAUGUUCCUGCUGCAUCAAAAGGGGCUGAUAGAACGUGACCUAACGUUUUCUCGGAAUCUGUGGGUGGAGUUCCUUGGUCUGGAGCGAGAUCAAAACAUCACCAGGCCCUGGGUCUUCUCAUACUUCGAACUGAUCAACUUCCUGGGUCUGCUGACCCCAAUGGAGGAGGGAAAGGAAGAGAGUAGCCACGUUGGUCAAUGGGACUGAGCAAAAAGGAGACCUAGAGAAGAAUGGAAUCCAUUUUCUUAAAACUCUCGCUCUAAGCAGACAGUGUGGAGCAGGACAGGCACAUUUGGGUAUUCACGUCAGUCAGGGUAAGGCUGAUGACAUGUACAAGAUUGAAUCUGUUAAAUUUACACAGUGACAGCUGCAGAAAUACUCUUGCACACAUUCAAACACAGACAGACAUGCACAUGUAUACGUCUGCACACAGAGACAUUUAAUUAGACAGGUACUACUUUGGGCUAGCACGGUGGCUCAGUGGUUAGCACUGCAGCCUCACAGUGCCAGGGACUCUGGUUCAAUUCCCGCCUCGGGCGACUGUCUGUGUGGAGUGUGCACAUUCUCACUGUGUCUGUGUGGGUUUCCUCCGGGUACUCCAGUUUCCUCCCACAAUCCAAAGAUGUGCAGGUUAGGUGGAUUGGCCAUGCUAAAUUGCCCGUAGUGUUCAGGGGUGCAUGGGUUAGA